AUGGCGGAUAAUACUCCCACCACUGCGAAUGACCUGCUCAACGGUGCUGCACAAGCAGCAAGAAGCCCCGAGGAAAUCGCCAAAGACAACGAUCUCCUUCCUCGACUCAUCACUCACCUCGAUAGACAUUUGAUCUUCCCUUUGUUACAGUUCGUCGCAGAUCAAGAUGAGGAACCGGCGCCAGAAAUUACCAAGGCGAAAUUUGAGUUGUUGAAUAAGACCAACAUGACAGAUUAUGUGGCAAGUCUGUACUGCGAAAUUGAGGGAGUUGAGGAGCCACCAAAGGAAUACGCAACCAAGAGACAAGAAAUUCUCCAAAGGCUAGAAAUUUUCGGACAAGAGAGCGAGAAGAUCACAGAUUUGCUCGGCAGAGAGGAUGUUGUUACCGGCUUGAGAAGCGAUAAGGUUGCUAACUUGGAGUUCUUGAAGAAGGAGCAUGAUGUCACAAUUGAGAUGGUCAACGUCUUGUAUGACUUUGGUAACUUCCAAUACAGCUGUGGAAAUUACGGAGCCGCCGCCGAACUCCUUUACCAAUUCAGAGUCCUCUCUACUGAUGACGACAAAGUCACUGCAGCAACAUGGGGUAAAUUGGCUUGUGAGAUCUUGACUGGAAACUGGGAAUCCGCCAUGGAGGAAGUCCAAAAGGUGAAGGAAUUGAUCGAGACCAAACUCUUCAACAAACCUCUCGCACAACUUAACCACCGAACCUGGCUCAUCCACUGGGCUUUGUUCCCAUUCUUCAAUCACGAACCCGCUCGUGAUGUUAUCUGCGACCUCUUCUUCUCCCCAGCUUUCAUCAACACCAUUCAAACCGCCUGCCCAUGGAUCCUUAGAUAUUUGACUGCUGCAGUUAUCACCAACCGCAAUCGUACACGUAACACUGGUCAAUAUCAAAAGCAACUCAAAGACAUCAUCCGUAUCGUCAAGCAAGAGAACUACGAAUAUUCCGACCCAGUCACUGAUUUCAUCAAGGCUCUAUACCUCGACUUCGAUUUCGAAGAAGCACAAAAGAAACUUUCCGAGGCCGAAGAGGUUCUCCGUUCCGAUUUCUUCCUUGUCGCAGCCUCGGAGAACUUUGUUGAGGCAGCAAGACAUUUGAUCAGCGAAAGCUACUGCAAGAUUCAUCAAAGAAUUGAUAUCAAGGACUUGAGUGCAAGAUUGGGCUUGAACCAAGAUGAGGGUGAAAAGUGGAUUGUCAAUCUCAUCAGAGAUACCAGAGUUGACGCCAAGAUCGAUUACAAGGAAGGAACAGUUGUCAUGAACCACCCACCAAGCAGCGUAUAUCAACAAGUAAUUGAGAGGACAAAGGGAGGAUUCUUCAGAACACAAGUUCUAAGCGCAGCUGUUGCGAAGUGA
Sclerotinia borealis F-4128 is the source of this 1356-nucleotide messenger RNA. The record is from the annotation of a GenBank genome assembly. Lineage: Eukaryota; Fungi; Ascomycota; Leotiomycetes; Helotiales; Sclerotiniaceae.